UCCUCAACCAUCGAUUACCGCAUUAAGCAGUCAUCGAUACGACAACCGGUUCGCCGAACGUUGCGCAGUAUUUGUAUUUCGCCGAUUGAAGCACACGCUAGACGCAGGAGCAACUCAAGGAUACGCAGCCAUGGCAAGCAAGAAAAUCGCACUUUUGAGCGUCUCGGACAAGACGGGUCUGUUGGAUCUGGGCAAGAGUUUGACCGCCUUGGGCUUUGAGCUGGUUGCCAGCGGUGGCACAGCGACAGCGCUGCGUGGUGCUGGCCUCGCCGUCAAGGAUGUGUCCGAUAUCACGGGUGCUCCUGAGAUGCUGGGCGGACGCGUGAAGACAUUGCAUCCAGCUGUACAUGCUGGUAUUUUGUCGCGCACCACAAACAGCGAUCUGGCGGACAUGAAACAACAGCAUUAUGAUCUUAUACAGCUUGUUGUGUGCAAUCUGUAUCCAUUUGCCAGCACCAUUGCCAAACCCGAUGUCACGUUGGCUGAUGCCGUCGAGAACAUUGAUAUUGGUGGCGUGACUUUGUUGCGUGCCGCUGCCAAGAAUCAUCAGCGUGUCACGGUCGUCUGUGAGGCUGUCGACUAUGCGCGUGUUCUGGAGGAGCUCAAGACCAAGGGCGAUACCACGGCCGAGACUCGUCAAGCACUGGCUUUGAAGGCUUUCACACACACGGCCAGCUAUGAUGAUGCAAUCUCCGAUUACUUCCGCAAGCAGUAUGGCGCUGGUUCGUCACAGUUGACGCUGCGCUACGGCAUGAAUCCCCAUCAGAAGCCAGCACAGCUCUACACACAGUUGGCUCAACUCCCUCUGCGUGUGCUGAAUGCUUCGCCUGGUUUCAUUAAUCUCUGUGAUGCACUCAAUGGCUGGCAAUUGGUGCGCGAACUAAAGCAGGCGCUGCAGCUUCCGGCUGCCACGAGUUUCAAGCACGUGUCGCCAGCUGGUGCAGCUGUGGGCGUGGCUCUGAAUCCGGCACAGGCUAAACUCUGCAUGGUCGAUGAUCUCUACGAGCAGUUGACGCCUUUGGCUACAGCUUAUGCACGAGCUCGAGGCGCCGAUCGCAUGAGCUCCUUUGGCGACUUUGUCGCACUGUCCGAUGUUUGUGAUGUAGUCACCGCCAAGAUCAUUUCGCGUGAGGUCUCCGAUGGCAUCAUUGCUCCUGGUUACACACCUGAAGCAUUGGAGAUACUCAAGAAAAAGAAGAACGGCAGCUACUGCAUUUUGCAGAUGGACCCCAACUAUGAACCCAGCGCUGUAGAGCGCAAAACCAUUUUCGGCCUGACUCUGGAGCAGAAGCGCAAUGAUGCCACCAUCAAUCCCGAGCUCUUCAGCAAUGUGGUCAGCAAGCUGAGUCCGCUGCCCGAGGCAGCUGUGCGUGAUUUGAUUGUGGCCACCAUUGCCUUGAAGUAUACGCAAAGUAAUUCAGUUUGCUAUGCACGCGAUGGUCAAGUAAUUGGCAUUGGUGCUGGCCAGCAAUCGCGCAUUCACUGCACGCGCUUGGCGGGCGAGAAGGCGGACAACUGGUGGUUGCGUCAGCAUCCCAAUGUGGCCAGCAUGAAGUUUAAGGCGGGCGUGAAGCGUGCCGAAAUCUCCAAUGCCAUUGACAACUAUGUGAACGGCACUGUGGGCAAGGAUAUGCCGCUGUCCCAAUUCCAGAGCAUGUUUGACAAGGCGCCAGAGCAGCUGACAACGCAGGAGAAGCUCGACUGGCUGAAGCAGUUGAAUGGCGUUGCCCUGGGCUCCGAUGCCUUCUUCCCCUUCCGUGACAACAUUGAUCGUGCGCGAUUGAGCGGUGUUUCGUAUAUUGCCAGUCCAGCAGGUUCCACCAACGAUGCUGGUGUCAUUGCCGCUUGCGAUGAGCAUGGAAUCAUCAUGGCCCACACCAAUCUGCGUCUCUUCCAUCAUUAAGCAUUAAUCUAUACAUCCCAUAUCUUUGCCAAGCAAUAAAAAGACACCGUUUUAAGUUAGUUAAA
Drosophila nasuta is the source of this 1968-nucleotide messenger RNA. Its product is annotated as bifunctional purine biosynthesis protein ATIC. Gene Ontology annotation, molecular function: IMP cyclohydrolase activity; phosphoribosylaminoimidazolecarboxamide formyltransferase activity. The transcript has 6 exons. The coding region runs from base 131 to 1903 and encodes 590 amino acids. The record is from RefSeq and is a predicted model, not a curated record. Gene Ontology annotation, biological process: 'de novo' IMP biosynthetic process. Gene Ontology annotation, cellular component: cytosol. NCBI's taxonomy places the organism in Eukaryota, Metazoa, Arthropoda, Insecta, Diptera, Drosophilidae.